CUGGAUGUGACUGGUGUUGAUCCUGAUAUCUGGUACUCUGUCCUCAUCUACAAUGUGACAGAUGAGAACAACCCAAUAGCCAUCCUCUGUACUGACUGUAUCAAUAUCACUGAGACACACUACACCUUCACUCCUCACUACCUCAGUCCUUGUCAUGUGUACCAACUUCUCUGUCAUCCCUCUGAAUGGAGCUGGCCAGGGAACAUCAUCUACUCAAAGGAGCUUUUUACACAACCAUGAAGUAUCAAGUGGGUUUUGUCAUCAGAUAAUGGGGCGAAUAUUACUGUAUUCAAGAUAUUGUCUGAUAAAUAUAGAGUUGCCAUCAAAGCACCACUUUUUUCCACCAGCUUUGCGGUGUUGUGCUUUCAAGAACACCUUAAACUCUACUACAAUAGUGGUACUGAGGGACAAUGUCCAUCAGUAGUAUCAGUGGUUUCCCC
Molecule: messenger RNA, 440 nt
Organism: Geodia barretti
Lineage: Eukaryota; Metazoa; Porifera; Demospongiae; Tetractinellida; Geodiidae
Source: the annotation of a GenBank genome assembly